AAUGAUAGGGAGGCCUUGAGAUCCGCUUGCUUGCCACUGGACGGCCCCUGCACCACUCCAUCGUCCAGCGUGUUCUCCAUCCUCGUGUCAUCGGCAGAAAAAGGCGGCCCGCCGAGCGUGCACCACAGUCAACCAACACUAUUCCAUGCCUGCAUUACUGGCUUCUACCCAACAUCCUUCCGACCACAUCCAUCUACGAUUUAUUUUUGCUAACCAUGAUGGUGUAUCUGUGGAGCUUUCAGUUCCGCUCGGCAUAAGGGUGUCGGAGCUGAAAAGCCGCCUGAGGGAGGCAUGGCCAGAAGAGCUGCAUACCGACACGAGUAGUGGCGGUGGCGUUUCAAGCGGGAAUCAAGGCACAUGUUUUGAUUACUGCUCGUGUAGCCCGGAAUACGACGAGGAAGGGGAGGAUAGGUCAGACUCAGAGGCGGAGGAAGACUACCAAGAGAAGGGCAGGGCAAUACAGGCUGGGGUUAGUCCUCCUCGUAUCAAAGCACCUGAGGUGGCGCGUCUCCGUUUCAUUUGCAUGGGUCAAGGCCUGCUCCGAGAUACGUGUACAUUACAAGAAUGUCGCAUUCCUUGUUUCGACACCCACCCCACGCCUGUCAACGUCUCCAUCCGACCCGCCCCGCCGCGUCCUCCUCGACAUGGAGAUAGAGAGCAUGGACAAAAAAAGAAGAAGAAAACACUUGGUGAAGACGUGGGGGGACUUGAUGGGACACGGGGUUCGUCUUUGCCGACAGCAUGUGUGUCUUGCAGUAUCAUGUAAAAAACAAGGGGGUUCGACACACAUGACGGGAUUAGACUGGAGGGGGAGGGGGCCUGCUUGGUGAGGUCCUUCGCGGGAUUGACUGAUCAUAUGAGCUGGCGCUUACGUGCUAUCACCGAGCACAUUGGAGACGCUUUUGAAACCUGAUAUCAAAUUUGUACAAGCCUGGCACCGUCAUCUCAAUUUAUACGCCAGUCUUGAAAUCUGACAGUCACUCGGAUGAAAUCUUGUAGCUCUCUACGGAAACUACAGACUCCAUGUUGUUAGUUCAUGCGUGGAAUAUCAAACAAUCUAUGUCGUGAAUUUCAGACCACACGAACCCUCGGGCGGAUGAGAUACACAGCAUUUUUUCCUUCCACUCGACGGGUAAGCAACCUCCCUGCAAAACAUUAUCGACAUGAAUAAGA
Nannochloropsis gaditana CCMP526 is the source of this 1173-nucleotide messenger RNA. RefSeq lists its product as uncharacterized. The record is from RefSeq and is a predicted model, not a curated record. The transcript is spliced from 3 exons. Bases 146 to 766 code for a protein of 206 amino acids.